This is a messenger RNA of Lampris incognitus (smalleye Pacific opah), 1228 nucleotides long. Its product is annotated as non-histone chromosomal protein HMG-14A-like. Gene Ontology annotation, cellular component: nucleus; chromatin. Gene Ontology annotation, molecular function: nucleosomal DNA binding. Gene Ontology annotation, biological process: chromatin organization. The coding region runs from base 117 to 404 and encodes 95 amino acids. The record is from RefSeq and is a predicted model, not a curated record. Lineage: Eukaryota; Metazoa; Chordata; Actinopteri; Lampriformes; Lampridae. The transcript has 6 exons.
GUGUUUACUACACUGCCGAGCAUAAGGGAGACGCUCGUCUUCACAUGCACUGAACCCACUGAGAAAAAAAAAACGUUUUUAGUUGCAUUUGUAAAAAAAACCUCCACGAGAUCAACAUGCCCAAGAGAAAGGGAACAGACGGAGAAGCCAAGGAGGAGCCCCAGAGGAGAUCAGCUCGGUUAUCAGCGAAACCGAUCCUACCCAAGCCGGAACCAAAGGUGAAGAAGGCUGCAAAGAAAGAGAAGGCAGUGAAUGAUAAGAAGGAGGACAAGAAGACCAAGAAGGCAAAGGAGAAUGCUGAGGCAGAGGCAAACGAGGAAAACCACUCUGAGAAUGGAGAGGCCAAGAACAACGAGGUGGAGGCAGCUCCUGAGGAGGCCAAGGAGGAGGCCAAGUCCGAGUAGCACCACUGCCCCAAACUUCCUCCUCCUCCUCAACAAUCCCUUAUCCCGAACCCCCAGCCAGCCAGCCAGCCCCCCCAAGUCUCUCACAUGGUUUCCCUCCAAGGCGUAUUGUUAACAGAGGAAUAUUUUUAUCAAUGAUUUUAUAAGUAUCCGUACAGAUUUUUAGCACAAAAAGCAAAGCUGAAAUAUGGAGCACCUUGCAGAUUUGCAGUGGUCAUAUCAAGUGUCUGCAAGCAAGAUGAACACACUAAAAUCUUUUUUAAAUGGCAUUUCAUGAUUGUUGAAGGCUUGUUUGGUGUAGAAAGUGCGUCCCUGCCGGAUUGGCUAUGUUGUGAGUUGUGUAUUCCCGUGUUUUUCUCUUUCCCGAUCCUCCCCAAUACAGAUUAGAAUCCCCCCUCUUCCCCUCCCCCUUACGGUUCAACCUAUUAUCCAUGUUUUAAUAACGGUUUAACCAUGUAAUAUGAGUGAUUUCUUUUAGACCUCUAAAUGUGCAGUGAGUUCCCUUGCUUCUGUCUCAUGUUCCUGUUUUUUCAUUGAAUCGUGUUUAAAGCGUGUUGAAGUGUGUUGUCCAUAAGAAAGAGGAAGACAAACAUGUGAAACAUUCCGGGAACAGCGAUGCCUCUGACCUGUCUCCUAAGACGACCCUGCGUGUAGAACAGCUCCUGCUCCAUCUGUGCUGUCACGUCAGCUUUUCUAAACACUAUAUGGUUUUUUUAAAUGAUUGAAUUUGGAACCUUCUCUGACAAAUGCAGGUGUCUGGUCCCUCUCUUAUGUUCUGGAAUUCUCUUAAUAAAAUGAAGUCCUGGGAAUUUUCCUCAAGCCGA